AUGUCUCGAUCAGGAACCACUCUCUAUGUCACUGGCUUUGGCCAUGGUACCCGAGCACGCGAUCUAGCCUACGAAUUCGAACGAUAUGGUCGAUUAGUUCGCUGUGAUAUCCCGGCCCCUCGGACUCCCUCGAGCCGAUUGUUUGCCUUUGUUGAAUAUGAGAGCCGCCGGGACGCAGACGAUGCUUACCACGAAAUGCACAACAAGCGCAUUGGCCGUGACGAUCUGCUGAAGAUCGAGUGGGCGCGCACUCCGCCCUCCGCGUCGUGGCGAUUCGAUUCUGGCCGCGACCCUGCACGAGACUCUGCCCGAGACCCUGCUCGCGAUCCUGCCCGCGAACGUCGCCGUGACCGUACUCCCCCACGCCGUGGCCGCUCUCCCUCGCCUCGCCGUAGCCGUGGUGGCGACUACUCUCCCCGACGGGAUGACCGGUAUGAACGGGACUAUGAUCGUCAUGACCGUGAUACCGAUCGUCGAGACCGGGACGUUGACCGUCGAGACAGGGAUGGUGAUCGUCGUGAUCGUGACCGGGAGCGCUCUCGUGACCGCUCUCGUAGCCCUGAUGACCGAGACCGCGAUGCCAAGGAUGACCGGGAGCGACGCGAUGAUGAUCGAGAGCGUCGUGACGACGAGCGUGAAAUCGUUCCGAAUGGUGAAGACAGGAAAGUACCCCUGGACCCUGUGCCUACUGCUCAUGAUGAGCUUGAUACUGCUGAGUAG
Penicillium odoratum is the source of this 720-nucleotide messenger RNA. RefSeq names its product RNA-binding protein. Gene Ontology annotation, cellular component: nuclear speck. Lineage: Eukaryota; Fungi; Ascomycota; Eurotiomycetes; Eurotiales; Aspergillaceae. The transcript has 5 exons. Gene Ontology annotation, biological process: mRNA splicing, via spliceosome. Gene Ontology annotation, molecular function: RNA binding. The record is from RefSeq and is a predicted model, not a curated record. Bases 1 to 720 code for a protein of 239 amino acids.